Molecule: messenger RNA, 1128 nt
Organism: Adineta ricciae
Lineage: Eukaryota; Metazoa; Rotifera; Eurotatoria; Adinetida; Adinetidae
Source: the annotation of a GenBank genome assembly
AUGAAUUCCGAAGAUGAUUAUAGUGAAAACGAUGUCGAAGAUGAUGAAGAAUAUGAUGAUGAAGAAAUAACAAGUGAAGAUGCCGAAGAUGAAACAUCACUACAAAUGGGUACUUCAAAGAGUGGACGAGAAUCAAAUUCUGAUUCAGACAAGCAAAAAGCUGAAGCAUUAAAGAAACAAAUUGCUCUUUGGGAUUCGUUUCUCGAACUACGUAUUAAACUUCAACGUGCAACAAUAGCAUGUAAUUGCUUACCAACAACAACCAUUCCAGACGAUGACGUCGACGAGGAAGAUAAUGAGUUACGUGAGGCAAUUGACGAAAAUGCGACACUAUUCCGAAAAACGCUUGCUCUACUCUUAGCAAUCAGUCAUCGGCGUUCGAAUAAGCGAACGCGCGACGAGGUAGCCGAUGAUGUUGAAGAUGCUGCGAACGAAGAGCAGAAUGACAAAGCAGAUACAACCAAGAUUUUUAAAACAUUAUCUAAACGGCUGAAAAGUAGUGAAGCAAUUGAUGAGGAACUUAAACAAACUUAUGAGCAAUUCACGACAGAACGUGAUGCUUCUAUACAAAAAUGGUUUGAACGUACUCGUACGUUUUCGAAACAGAGUAAAACAACUACUAUUGAACAAUCACCACUAGUACAAAUCAAAGAAAUCAUGUCUUUACCGGAUCGUCUUAUCAAACGUACCCAAACUAGUCGUUUAGAUUAUGACUUUAUUUGUCCACCUUCGUCACCAAGCGAUCCUUCUGAAACAUCAACAGAUUUGGCAGCUAAACUCAAUCUUGAACUUUUUGAUGAUAGUGAUUUUUAUCAUCAGCUAUUACGUGAAUAUAUCGAGCGUAAGACAGCAUCAAUAACGGAUCCCGAACAAAUAAGCAAACAUUGGGCACAAUUAAGAAAAUUGCGAACGAAAUUAAAGAAAAACGUUGAUACAAAAGCAAGUAAAGAUCGUAAGAUCCGUUACAAUGUUCAUAAGAAAUUAGUCAAUUAUAUGGCACCAAUUGAUCGAUGUUCUCUUACAGACCAAGCAAAAUCCGAUCUAUUCUCAUCAUUGUUUGGUGCUCAUCAAUUAACACCAGUUGAUGUUCAGCAUACAGCGUCUGUGAAUGAUAUCCGUAUCAUUUAA